GAGCCCUUCGAGGUCUCGCGAGACUCGCGGUCACCGGAACUCCCGACUCGGCUGCGUCCCUGUGGCCCCCGAGCAGGAUGCGGUCCCGGUUUGUACUGGGAGCCGCUCGUUAUCUGUGGCCCCGCCGGCCUAGUGGCCCGGCCCGCCGGCACUUUAGCAGCGGCGGCCCGCCCGUGGAGGAGUUGUUCGUCUGCGGCGGGCCCUUGCGCACCUUCCUGGAGCGUGUGGCCGGGUCCGAAGCCCGGAUGAGUGUUGGGGGCCCCGAGCUGGCAUCUGCAGCCAGAAUGCUGAGCGACAAGGAACAGGAACUGCGAGAGACCCAGCACUUGCUGCGUGAUGAAAAUGAAGAUUUAAGGAAACUUGCCGAGAAUGAGAUAACUUCAUGUCAGAAAGAAAUAAAUCAUUUGAAACAGCAGAUUAUCUACCUUUUGGUUCCCUCAGAAGAAACAGAUGAAAGUGAUUUGAUCCUGGAGGUAACUGCAGGAGUUGGGGGUCAGGAAGCAAUGUUGUUUACUUCAGAGAUAUUUGAUAUGUAUCAGCAAUAUGCUGCAUUUAAAAGAUGGCAUUUUGAAACCCUGGACUAUUUUCCAAGUGAAAUAGGUGGGCUUCGACAUGCAUCUGCCAGCAUUGGGGGUUCAGAGGCCUAUAAACACCUGAAAUUUGAAGGAGGUGUGCACCGAGUGCAAAGAGUGCCGAGGACUGAGAAACAAGGCCGCAUCCACACUAGCACCAUGACGGUGGCCAUACUGCCCCAGCCCACCGAGAUUAAUCUGGUGAUCAACCCUAAAGACCUGCGCAUCGACACUAAGCGCGCCAGCGGAGCCGGGGGCCAGCACGUCAACACCACUGACAGCGCUGUCCGCAUCGUCCAUCUCCCUACAGGUGUUGUUUCCGAGUGCCAACAAGAGAGAUCUCAAUUGAGAAAUAGAGAGAUGGCUAUGAAAAAGUUACGUGCAAAGCUAUACAGCAUGCGUCUAGAAGAAGAAACAAGUAAAAGAUACAACGCUAGAAAGAUUCAGAUUGGAACUAAAGGAAGGUCAGAAAAAAUAAGAACAUACAACUUUCCACAGAACCGAGUCACAGAUCACAGAAUAAACAAGUCACUUCAUGAUCUUGAAACAUUUAUGCAAGGAGAGAAUCUACUGGAUGAACUGGUACAAUCACUAAAGGACUAUUCUGAUUAUGAAUCUUUAGUAGAAAUUAUUUCUAAAGCUGCUUAAGCUAAUAUGGUAUUAAAGACGUGCAACAGCAAGACUUGUAACAGCUGAGUUACAAAGGUUGGAGGUAAACCGUCUAUUUUUAAAAUGUAAUGAUUUAUAUAAACCUUUGCAAUGUAUUGGUAAAAAAAAGGUACAAUAACUGUGAUCAUGGUUAUAAAUGUUGAACUCUUCCUUGCAGAAAAACAAAGGAAAUAAGUCUUGUUUUAUCUAAAAUAUUUAAGGACUGAGCAAAUAAACUAGUAUGAAAACCUUCAAAUACAGCAUUAGAAAUAUGGAGUAGAUAGUUUAGUCGAGAAACUAUAUCAUUAAUUUGAACAGGGAUUUAAUACAAAGCAUUAGCUGGAAUUAGCUAGUAGGGGGGAAAAAGAAAACGGAUGCACGGGGACCUGAGUGAAUACCCAAGUAAAGAAAGCUCAUGGAGAGCAUGGCUGCGACCAUCUAAGGACAGAAUCUUUCCCUUGGUGGCCAGAGCUCCUGUGCUGUUGGCCCAGGGCUUACAGGGAGGGCCCCGGUAAGUAAGCGGCUCCCAGCGUGAUGCCAGGAGAACUGGCUGGGGGUCAGCAUCCGUACCACCGGUCAGCCACGGGAAGCCGGUCUUUAUGUUCCAUCCAGGCCUCCCACUGGCUGGGGGAAGCCCAGGCACACGGAGGGCCUCCUGCUAGUCCAAGCUCACCGGAGGGAUGUUGAGCUCACCCGAAUACCGCUUCACAGCAGCACCCAGAGCAGUGGGGUCUAAAUAUCUCUGUGCACUAGGGCCCAGCCAAAGUGUCACACAGAAUUAGCCGUCUGUGGUAGGGAGCACCACUGAAACACCUCACUUCUGCCACAGAAGCGAGAGAGGAGGCACAUUAGAAACAGAAACCACUUCUCCAGCACUUUACCUGCUGACAGUGUAAGCUGGUCCUGCUACCGAUUCCACAGGGUCCUUAGCUGGCUUUGACCACUUACUUUCUAACAAGUUUUUGAAAAGUUAACAGGUUUCAAUUAUUUUCUGUGGAUCGCACAAUCAGAGAGGGGCAAUGUAGGGCAAGUGGAAUAACCAGGCUUUGUACACUGCUGGCCUCUGGCUGCCAUCUGUGGCCUUGGUCACGUUUAUGGAGAAGGGUCUUGGGAAGGUGGGGGCGGAACACUGGUGUCUGGUUGUGGACACCUGGAAUAUGGCUGUGGGCAUGUGUAACUACACCUGAGCCUAGAGGUCAAGGAUAUAAGGGUGACGUCACUCAAGGAUGGUAAUAGGAGUGAUUGCCUGAAGAUUGAGACCCUGAGAACACCAGAGAGCCCAGGGAACGUAAAGAUCCGUAGGGGGCUGGGAGGCUCGCUUGAACUUUAAAAGGCAUUGUUUAGUCAUGUACUAUCCUCACUCUUACCUGAUAAUUCUCUAAUCUUCAAGUACCAAAUUACUGGAAUUUCAAUUCUAACUGGCUUCUUCAAACCAGAAGCCAGCUAGGCAUUCACACAUGGAAGCUGGCAGUUACAUUGCUUAUCUCUUAAUCUAGGACUGCCUGGCCACCACCCCACCCACCGCUCUUACAACACACUGCAUUACGUUUCUAUCAGAUGCCAGGCUAUGGCGGUUCAUCUAGCUUGCGCUUCAGAUACUUCCUCUGCAGUGGAAGUUAAGUUUAAGACUUAAGGCUUUGCAAAUUUCCUCUUCACCUCCUUUUCUGUGACUGAGCAUUUCUGUCAUUAAAACAUACACUUCAGUCAGGUUUCAAUGCUCUCAUGGGCUUUCCUGGGGAAAAAAGUUCAGAUGAUAAUAAAUUCACCCUUGUGAGUUGAGAAUAUAAUUAAAGUGUGAUUAAUGCUAAAUCAGAGUACUCUGUCGAUUUUUCUGCUUAAGAUUGAAAAGAAGUUGCCCCUUUUCCCACGGGGAUCCUGGUUAUGGGUAGCUUUUUUCCAGUCUGAGGGAAUGGGUUGAAAUUUGGGGCCUGAGAAGGCAGAAAAAUCCCGGGACUAUCUAUCUGGGUGAGGCUGCACAGAUGCGAAAGGGUGAAAGUGCAAGCAUGUGCCUGUGCCUGAUAAAGGAGUGCCUCCCCAGCCCCGUCCGCCCCCGUGAGUGUUGGAGUUAAAUCUUCUGACCAAAACCCAGGGUAAGGCUGCUAUCAGAUGAAGUGAGAAGCUAGAAAUACUGGUUCAAGAUUUUUAAAACAUGAGGUAAACUAAGGACUCUACAAUGACAAGAACACUCUACAUGAUAAUGAGUAAAUGUUAAAUUUAUAGCCAUUAUAAUAAGGCAGGAUUUCCAGAAAAGCAAUUACUAUUAAGAUUGUGUAACUAAAUGUUACAGAAUUAGGAGCUGAUAGUUAACGCCCCAAAUUGCCAUACCUUUUCCAUGCUAGUUAGAAUCACUGGCCAUGGUCUGAAUUCUUUUGAGCUCCUGUACUAUGUAAACCUAAAACUAGUAUUGUCUGUCAGGUCAUCUGUCUCCUUUUGCUUCAUACUGUCUUUCUCAGUUAAGUUUCUUUUAGGGCCCCAGCUUGUGCUGAUCUUAAGAGUGGUCAUCUAUUGACAGUGUUUUCCCUCAUUACUUAUUAGGGGCACUGUAGAAAAUUCAUUAAAGACACAUUAGAAUUUAAAGUCAACGGUUAUGAAAUACGUCAGAAUAUUGCAAUGUGAAUGGAUUCCCUUGCCCUCUACCUUCCCAAGCACUGGGCAUGAGUGUGGCUCUGUGCAGAGACGGUGCAACGCUCAUCACCAUGUUACAUGGUAUAGAUGCUAGGCCCGAUGCAGGUAGUCUCCCACAGUUUUAUCGCUUUUUCUUGAUUCUUUGGUUUCCUGUGUAAAAUCAAGGGACUGGCCACAUUAAAGGUGGACUGAACUUGUCAAACGUUUCCCGUGUUGGAUUUCCUCCAGUAAAUAAUGGAGAUCUACCAAAAUUAAUUUAUUUUCCUACAGUCCUGUUCUGCUUGCCCAUGGGAAGAAGUGAUACAGUGCUAAAGAGCCUUUGAUCCUUUUUUAAAAAAUUGUAACAGGCCCUCCCUGGUGGCGCAGUAGG
Molecule: messenger RNA, 4215 nt
Organism: Condylura cristata (star-nosed mole)
Lineage: Eukaryota; Metazoa; Chordata; Mammalia; Eulipotyphla; Talpidae
Gene: MTRF1L
Product: mitochondrial translational release factor 1-like
Exons: 7
Coding region: 78-1220 (380 amino acids)
Biological process (GO): translational termination
Molecular function (GO): translation release factor activity
Source: RefSeq, a predicted model, not a curated record